This is a messenger RNA of Penicillium chermesinum, 1683 nucleotides long. Its product is annotated as glycosyltransferase family 1 protein. NCBI's taxonomy places the organism in Eukaryota, Fungi, Ascomycota, Eurotiomycetes, Eurotiales, Aspergillaceae. Gene Ontology annotation, molecular function: UDP-glycosyltransferase activity. The transcript has 2 exons. The record is from RefSeq and is a predicted model, not a curated record. Bases 1 to 1683 code for a protein of 560 amino acids.
AUGGGAGAAUCUGUAACACCACCUCGGAAAAUACUGCUAGUAGCCACAACUGGAGGCUUUACACAUGCCGCCCCCAUCCUCGAAAUCGGGCGGGUCUUAGCAGAGCGUGGCCACACAAUUGAGUUCGCCACGCUGAAUGGACAAGAGGACUGGGUCAAGGCCGAGGAGUAUAGCUUCGUGACGCAUGUCCACCUCCUUGGCCCCGGUCCGACACAUGAGCAGCUCGAGGGCCAUUACCGCCGAAUGCAAGGAUGGGACAUCUCCAAGGGCGUUGUUCCUGUGCUGCGCUCUAAAUCCAUGUUUGACUCAUUCUGGCCGCAGACGUAUUUCGGCCUGAAGAGGAUCGUAGACACGCCAGAGACCAGGCCGAGUGCAAUCAUCGCGGAUUUCUUCGUCGAGGCAGCUAACGAUAUUCACUAUGAGUAUAAUCUGCCCAUUGCUGUUGUGUCACCUACCUGGCCUUUGCUGCAGUUGCCCUGUCCUUAUAUUCCAGGGCAUCCAUUACUGCGAUUACCCGGAACCAUGACCUCUGAAGACGCCUCCUUACUCCUGCGCAUCAAGAACGAGCUCGUCAUUGUGCCGGAUUUGCUGGAGAUCAAAAAGAUUUUGAACGCUUAUCAGAAAAUGCGAGACGCACAUGGCGUACACUAUCCUCCUCAUCGGCCCAAGAAGCCCGACUACCUUAUUUUCGUCAAUUCGUUCAAUGGACUGGAGAUCCCACGAGAUCUGCCGCCGACUUGCGCCCCGGUCGGCCCUCUUCUGAGUCCGACCUGGGCUCCGCUGGAUCCUGCAUGCCAGGCGUUCUUUGAAAGCCACAAAUCCGUUCUUUACAUCGCACUCGGCACGCAUAUUAUUCUACCACAGGCCCACGCCGUCUCGAUUAUCAAGGGCGUCUCCCGCUUAAUAGAAGAAGGCCUCCUAGAUGGCGUGAUCUGGGCCAUGGCACAGACAAAUCGCGCAGACCUUGACCGUGAAGCGAUAUUCGAGUUCAAUAAAAAGGACAACAAGAAAACCGUCUCCCUCGGUGAACUGCUCGACGGCAAAGAUGGGAGUUGGCACUUUUCCUUCUUCGCUCCCCAGCGCGCCAUCCUCGACCACCCUUCCACAAAACUCUACUUCACCCACGGCGGUGGCUCCAGUGCCAACGAGGCCCUCUUCCACGGGAAACCCGUGCUUUCCAUGGGAAUCUUCUCCGACCAAAUCGAAAACACAACCCGGCUUGUGGCAGGCGGCGUGGGAGAGUCCCUCUCCAAAUUAGAUUUCACGGCAGAGGAACUGUAUGCGAAAGGUAAAAAGAUCCUGUCGGCGGGCGACGACGGCCCUUACCACCGCAACACACUGCGACUCCAGCGGAUCGCGCACGUAGCGGCUCGGCGGAAGUAUUAUGCCGCAGACCUUGUGGAGGAGCUUAUUUAUGAUCAUGAGCUACGGAUUGGCACGGAUGGCAAAGUGCUACGACCUAUGCACCUGCAGACGGCUGAUUCGAGGAUGCCGGCCUGGAAGGCGAUGAACCUGGAUAUGUAUGCGGUUGGCCUAGUCGGAGUCUCGGCCUUUUUGGGCGCCGUCCUCGCGUCGGGGCUCGGUUUAUGGAGACACAGAGCUCUCUUAGCGAAUCAGGGCGCCGCCUUAUUGGCUUGCGCGGGCAAAUAUUUGCGGAGUUUAAGUGUUGCGCGCGGGCGCUGA